GCUCAUCUCUUUCCUUCGAAAUUGUGAAAUGGAAAUAAGGAUUCAAUUUGAGAGCCCGACGUUUUUGGUUUAUUUCAAUUUUCAAUUUCCUAUAAUUUUUUUAAUUAAAUUUAGUGGCCGAAUGGCAAAAACCGGACGAGCGGCUCGAUCGGCUCGAACGGUUAACCACCUCGGCCGCUUGCCAACCGCUACAUAAAACCGGAGCGGCUUUUAGACUGUUCCGAGCCGGUUUUGUGACCGGGUGGCGGUUUUACCGGUCGGGCCGAGCGGCUCGGCUCGGCUUUAAUAACACUGAUAAAUACCCAUAGAUGGGCUACAUUGAUGGUAACUUCUACCUACUCCUUUCUCUCUCUUAUUUACAACUCCCUCACUUUUCUCUCUAAUUUAAGCAUUGGAGGAGGUCCCAGGAGCCCUCCUGUGGACCUUUUUCGCAGGGUUUCAGAGACCGCCUUUGACCAUCGAAAGCCGCCCAAAGCCAGUGAAAUCUCACAAAUCUGCCUGGAACGAUCCAGGUACAAACAUUUUUGGUACCUGCUGUGAUUUGGUAUGGGACAAAGUGAUUAUUAGGGAAGAUAUUAUUAAGUAACAAAACAACUGUCCUUAAGCUAAGCAGCGGCUCCCUCCUUGAGACUUAUUAAAGCGACGGCCCAUUGGUUUUGUUUUAGGAGUUCUUUUUUGACCUUGGCGAAGUUGUUUCUGACCUUUUCCUUUCCUGAGGGCGUCCCCCCACUUUUCCACUUUGGCAUCCAUUCCUCCUCACUAUUUUCCACGUCUACACACAAUAAUAAUCAGCUAACAAAAAAACAUGUAUAGGAGACAAUAAUAUAACGAACCCCUCUCCACCUACGCAGCCGAGGCACGUGCGUUACACCUAACCCAUCCCGGCACUAACCGAACCAACUCCUCCCUCCCGCCCACGCGCGCGGAUCAGUAGCCGCCAAGCCAACAGGUUCGCGCUCGGUAACCCACGCCACGCGCCACGUGUGUCGCUUUCUUUUUCCUACUUACUCCUUCCCCACGACAGGAAUUUGAUUGCCUGCCAGAGUAUCAUGCACCUAGGUUGCCACAGUGGCUUAAUUUUUGGUGCGUUUAAGAGAUUGUAGUGGUGCUUUCUCCUCGUAAAUUGAACGUACAAGCUACAAUUACGUUUCACAAAAGAGGAAAGAGAUGAGUAUGAAAGGUUCACAUGCAACCUAUCUUUCGGGGAUUAAAUACACAUAUUGUAGCUUUGCUGUCGUUUUUUUUUUUCAUUUGUGAUGCACUUUUUGUGCUCUUGGUUAUAUUAAUAAAUUUCACCUUCAUAAAAAAAUAAACACAAUUUAAUAUCCAAACCUUUUCAUUUUAAACAAUAUAAUAGCCAAAUUUUUUCGAAAACAAUCUAAUAUCCAAAUCGUCAACUUUCCGUCCGUUUGACUGUUAGUUAACACUUCAAAAAAGCUUUGUUUAGAGAAAAUUGUCACAAUACAACUUUGUUUUCUUGUUUUGGCAUUGCAUAUGACUGAAUAUUAGAUAUUCUAUACUAUCAUGGUGGAUUCAUGGACUUCACGGGUUCGGAACCACGAUAUGUUGGUGGUUUUUCAUAGAAGAUAUCGAUGAAGUGUCGUACUUCAAACUUUUUUGAAGUGUCAACUAACGGUCAAACGGACGAAAAAUUGACGAUUUGGAUAUUAGAUUGUUUUCGAAAAUGUUUGACUAUUAUAUUGUUUAAAAUAAAAGGUUUGAAUAUUAAAUUGUAUUUGUCCUUAAACAUAAAAAGGACAAUCAACUUGAUUUAUAUUGAAAAAAUUGAAAUUUGUAACGACUAACACUGAAUCCAAGUACAAUUGGGUUCACCUCUGCUAUAAUACUUAACCUUGAAUUGGCAAUUUAUGGGCAACUCGAGUAGAAAGGCACACAGACAGCUUCCGUGGCGGUAGUGUAGAGGAACCGGGCCGCUUCCCCUUUUCCCACCGUUUCUCACUAUCGGAUCGGUCGUUUUAUUACUAAUUUUUCUCUCUCGACCUAACAAAAAGGCAAGGGCCAUCCAGCAAACACAAAAAGGACCAAAGUGGGCAUAUUCUGAGGAGGGCAGGGCAGCAACCGGAAUUCGAUCGAAAGGGCAAAAAAAACUUCCCUUCUUCUUCCUCCUUCGUCGGCUUCACGCUUCUCCUUGCUUCUUCUCCCUUUUCCCCUCGCAUCGAUCGCUCUCUCCCAGCUCGCUCAAACUCGGCCAAGAUGCAUUCCAGCCACCUGCUUCUCGAGGAGCCCAUUCGCAUGGCGUCAAUCCUCGAGUCUUCCAAGUCUAGCUUCUUCCCGGCAAUGACUAAGAUUGUUGGGACUCUCGGCCCCAACUCGCGAUCGACGGAGAUGAUUGCGGGCUGCCUCACGGCUGGAAUGUCGGUGGCUCGAUUCGAUUUCUCCUGGGGCGACGCUGAGUAUCACCAGCAGACUUUGGAGAACCUGAAAGCUGCCAUCAAGAGCACCAGGAAGCUCUGCGCGGUUAUGCUCGAUACGGUGGGUCCUGAGUUGCAGGUUCUUAACAGAAGUGAACAACCCAUUUCACUCCUGCAAGAUGGUCUUGUCAUCCUGACACCUGAUAAGGAACAGAAUGCCUCAUCAGAAAUAUUGCCCAUUAACUUUGAUGGGUUAGCCAAGGCUGUGAAACCUGGAGAUACCAUAUUUGUUGGUCAAUAUCUCUUCACUGGCAGUGAAACUACUUCUGUGUGGCUGGAGGUUUCUGAGGUCAAAGGAGAAGAUGUGGUAUGUGUGAUUAAAAAUACCGCUACAUUGGCAGGGUCGUUGUUCACUCUGCAUGCUUCUCAAAUCCGUAUUGAACUACCUACCCUUUCCGAAAAGGAUAAGGAGGUUAUUAGUGCCUGGGGAGUGCCAAAUAAAAUCGACUUUCUUUCAUUAUCUUAUACACGACAUGCCGAAGAUGUCCGUCAGGCCCGUGAAUACCUCUCUAAGCUAGGCGACCUGAGCCAAACUCAAAUCUUCGCUAAGAUUGAGAAUGUUGAGGGAUUGACGCAUUUUGAUGAGAUAUUACAAGAGGCUGAUGGCAUUAUUCUUUCCCGAGGGAACCUGGGCAUAGAUCUGCCCCCUGAGAAGGUGUUCUUGUUUCAGAAAGCUGCCCUUUACAAGUGCAACAUGGCUGGCAAGCCUGCUGUGGUCACCCGUGUUGUAGACACUAUGACAAACAAUUUGAGGCCAACUCGUGCUGAAGCUACUGAUGUUGCCAAUGCUGUUCUAGAUGGGAGUGACGCAAUUCUUCUUGGUGCUGAAACUCUUCGUGGGAUAUAUCCUGUGGAAACCAUUUCUACUGUUGGCAGAAUUUGUUGUGAGGCAGAGAAGGUUUUUAAUCAGGAUGUCUAUUUCAAGAAAACUGUCAAAUAUGUUGGAGAGCCAAUGACUCACUUAGAAUCUAUUGCCUCCUCUGCGGUUCGAGCAGCCAUCAAGGUGAAGGCCUCUGUCAUCAUAUGCUUCACAUCAUCAGGAAGGGCCGCUAGACUGAUUGCCAAGUAUAGACCAACGAUGCCAGUCAUCUCUGUUGUUAUCCCCAGACUCAAGACAAACCAACUGAAGUGGAGUUUCAGUGGUGCUUUUGAGGCAAGGCAAUCGCUUAUAGUUCGAGGUCUCUUCCCAAUGCUCGCUGAUCCGAGACACCACGCUGAAUCAACGAGUGCCACAAAUGAAUCAGUCCUGAAGGUUGCUUUGGACCACGGGAAGGCCUCAGGCGUGAUCAAGUCCCACGACAGAGUAGUCGUCUGCCAGAAAGUCGGAGACGCGUCGGUGGUUAAGAUCAUCGAGCUUGAAGAUUAGAGGCGAAGACACAAUGGGCAAGAUUUUCCCCCCUCCCUACAUGUAAGACCAACUAUAUAAGGAAGUGGGUGGCAAGGGUUUAUGAUAUUAUUACGCACUCACUGCGGAGGGUGUGAAAGCCUCCAGUUUUUUUGGGAGUAUUUUGAUUCUUGGUUUUGAGAUUGUAUCAAGGAAACAAAAUACACUGAGCAAUCUGUUUUAGUUCAGCUUAUAAACUAAUGGUAGGGGGAAAUUGGGGAGAUCUUGACUUAGUGGCUGUGAAAAAGUUUCAUUGUUUUAUGCAUAGUAGCCGUCGAAGUAUCUAAAUGGGUAUAAAUGCUAAUUCUUCUU
Linum trigynum is the source of this 4128-nucleotide messenger RNA. The record is from the annotation of a GenBank genome assembly. Lineage: Eukaryota; Viridiplantae; Streptophyta; Magnoliopsida; Malpighiales; Linaceae.